CAUUUUGGCGGAAAAAAAUAAUCAGUAUCAUGAUGGUGGCAACUGUCAAUUAAUUUUUAUUUUUGUUUAUUUUUUUCUUGUCAAUUAAAUAGUUAUUAAAUUAACACUAGCUGGUACCAAAUUUGCUUGAAAAAAAAAACAAUUACCUAUGAAGACCAGUUGAACAUUUAAUAUUUAAUUUAUUUUUUAUUGUUUAUCUUGUUUGUAUUUUUUUUUUGUUGACAAUACGCACAUGUGAGACGUGAGUUGUUGUAAUUUUGUUAUCAUUAUUUUCAUAUUAAAAAAAAUAAUUCGAGGUUAUUAAUAAUUAAUAAAAAUAAGUGUACUAAUUAUCCAGUUAAAAAUUAUGGAGACUGUAGAUGUAUGUAGUGUGAAUGUUUCUGAACUUGUAACAUCAAGUUUUUGUGCAAAUUGGUCAGAAGACAAUAAUUUAUCAAUAAUAACUGAAAAAGGAGUUCAUGUUUUUGAACUUCAACCAAAUCCAUUAUGUCCAGUACCAAUGCCAAAAUUUAAAAGAUCAUUUAUGUAUCCAACAGACAAUUUACCAACAGAAAUAUUAUUAUCUGAUAUAAAUAAUCAGUUGAAUACUUAUAGUAAAAAUGAAUUUUAUUCAUUGAUGAUGGAUUCACCAUUAACACCAAAAAUUUAUGACAAAGCUGAUCAUAUACCACGUAUUAUAACAUCAAUAUGGUCACCCAUAAAACUUGCUCAACCAUCAAAAUGUCUUUUGGCAACUUUAACAUCUGCUGGAGCUGUUGAUUUAUUAUUUAAAUCUGGUAAAAAUUGGUUUUCCAUAUGUAACAUAUCAACAAUAUGGCUGGAUAUUAUUAAAAAUAAACUUGAAUCAAUUGAGCCAAAUAAACAUCAUGAUGCUGUGACAUUUAGAAAUGAAGCAAGAAAAUUACAAGCAACAUCAAUUGCUUGGAGUACACUACAACAAUCUUCAAAUAAAUUCUAUUGUUAUUUUUUAACUUCAUUUAGAAGUGGUGAUUUAGUUAUUUGGCGAAUUGAUCAAAUACCUGAACUUUCAUUUAAAGUUAAUGCAACAAUGGCUUUAAACAUACAGGUAAAUCAAUCAUCAUCAACAACAUCAACAGCUGAAAGAAUAACAAAACUCUGUUGGAUCACACUUGCUAAUAAUAAACAUGUUGUUAUUGUUGGAUAUUUUGAUGGAAGAAUUCAUGGUAUAGAGCUAGAUGACGAACCUGAAAUAAUGACAGAAAUAUCACGAAAAAAAUAUAUUGACAGUGUUGAUAAAAUGCCAGUAACAUCAAUUCAAUCAAUAAAAUUAACAAAUGGAAAUACUCAUGUUGUUGUAACAAAGAAUUUUUUUAUAAUUUCAUUGAUCCUCAAUGAAAAUGGUGACUUGAUACACAAUAAUUACAUAAAAAUUAUGGGAUUUUCUAUAACAGGACUUGUUAUUAUAAAUGAAACAGAAACAAUAAUAACAACUCAAAAUGGUGGCAUGCAUUUUAUAAAAUUAAAUGAACAAUCAAAAUUAACAAGUAGCCAAAUAAAUAAUGAAUCAAUAAGUAAAUCAUUAAAAGUACAAUAUCGUGGUUUAGCAUGUUCACCAAGUAAAGCAACAUUUAUCAAUGUAACAAGUCCAAAUUGUCAACAUGAUCAUUUGAUUAAUCGUGAACCAAGUAUACUACAAUUAUUUCAUUUAAAUAUUGAAAAUAUGAAUCCAUGGUUAAUUUUAAAUUCAAGUGAAUGUAAUUUUAAUAUUCAUUGGGAUUGUCUUGAGGUUAUUAGAAUAAAAGCAGCGAAAUCGAUUGAACCAGAAGAUGUAUUACCAAUUAUUGAUGAAGAACUUGAAACAAUGUCAAUUCAUAAAUUACGUAUAACAAUGUGGAUGACAUUAAUAACAAAAGUAUUAAAAAAGAAAAAAAUACUUAAAAAAAUUGAUAAUAUUGUUGGUGAAAUAUCUGAAGCACAACCAUUAAUAUUUGUUAAUUCAGUAUCAAGUUAUUUAUUAAAAUUAAUUGAUAAAAAUAAUCUCAAUGAUUAUAAUCGUUUAUCAAUGCAUUUUUUAAGACUUUAUCUUGAAGUUUAUUUAGCUGGUGAAGAUGAUACUAAAAAUACAUCAUUAACAAAAGAAAAUAUAACAGUUGAUUAUGCUAUUAAUGCAGUUAAAAUGACAUCAAACAUGGACUUGAUUGAAGUUGAAGCAUGUAAUUUAUGUGGUGAAAUAAUAACAGAGCUACCAUGGAUUAUGUCAAAUUGUCCAAAAGGACAUAAGCUACCAAGAUGUGCAUUGACACUAUUACAAAUAACAUGUUUAAGAUAUAAAAGUUGUCCAACAUGUGGUAGACUUUAUCAUCCAUCAUUGGAUGAUGAUUAUGAUCAAGUACGUUGUAUUUAUUGUGAUAUUCCAGCAAUUUAUGACCCAAGAAUAAUUGGUGUUGAUGAUGAUAUUCAUGAAAAUUGUAAAAAUCUCAGUGUUAAACCAAUUUGGGAAAUACAAGCUUCAAAAAUUCCCCAAGAAAUAUAAACAUUAUUUGCAAAUAAAAAUUUUAAUUAUUUA
Aphidius gifuensis is the source of this 2527-nucleotide messenger RNA. RefSeq lists its product as uncharacterized. Gene Ontology annotation, molecular function: histone acetyltransferase activity; protein binding. The transcript is spliced from 3 exons. Gene Ontology annotation, cellular component: transcription factor TFIIIC complex. Gene Ontology annotation, biological process: transcription initiation at RNA polymerase III promoter. The coding region runs from base 347 to 2494 and encodes 715 amino acids. The record is from RefSeq and is a predicted model, not a curated record. NCBI's taxonomy places the organism in Eukaryota, Metazoa, Arthropoda, Insecta, Hymenoptera, Braconidae.